Messenger RNA from Cyprinus carpio (common carp), 2575 nucleotides. Its product is annotated as neuronal-specific septin-3. NCBI's taxonomy places the organism in Eukaryota, Metazoa, Chordata, Actinopteri, Cypriniformes, Cyprinidae. Gene Ontology annotation, molecular function: GTP binding; molecular adaptor activity; GTPase activity. Gene Ontology annotation, cellular component: septin complex; cell division site; septin ring. The record is from RefSeq and is a predicted model, not a curated record. Gene Ontology annotation, biological process: cytoskeleton-dependent cytokinesis.
GUAGGAGGGAAUGAGGUGCAUCGAGCUGCGAAUAGAAAGGCGAGAGACGGGGUGAAAGAAAGAGGGAGCGAGGAGAGAGGUACCUGAACGCAUGUCCAGCUCCUGCCUUAGCCUACUUACACUUCAAUAGACUGUAAAACAGCGAGAGGCAGAAAAAGGACGAAAAAUAAACAUCUUAGGAUCGAUACAAAAACACGGAUCGAGUCGCAUAAUUGUCGCUUUGAAGGAAACCUCUCAAGUUAUGUGUUGGUGUUUAAAGAGCGUCUUGGUGCGUGAGAAAGGUCCAGCCGUGGGUGAUUAAUUCGAUAAAGAGACAUGUCAGAAAUUGUGCCCCCUGAAGUGAGACCCAAACCUGCCGUCCCAGCUAAGCCAUCUCAUGUGGCCCUGCCUUCUAGCGUUCCCUUUGUGCCUUCACCCCAAGGAACGGGGGGUGAAGGUCAAGGGUCAGGUCGAGGAUCUGCAUUGCUUGGAUACAUCGGAAUAGACACCAUCAUCGAGCAGAUGCGGAAAAAGACCAUGAAGACAGGCUUUGACUUCAACAUCAUGGUGGUUGGUCAGAGUGGUCUUGGGAAGUCUACUUUAGUGAAUACUCUCUUUAAGUCACAGGUGAGCAGGAGGAGCACAGGCUGGAGUCGUGAUGAGAAGAUCCCCAAGACUGUUGAGAUUAAAUCUGUAUCUCAUGUGAUUGAGGAAGGAGGGGUGAAGAUGAAGUUAACAGUCAUCGACACACCAGGUUUUGGGGACCAAAUCAACAAUGAAAAUUGUUGGGAGCCCAUAUCCAAAUACAUCAAUGAACAAUACGAGAAAUUUUUGAAGGAAGAAGUCAACAUUGCACGCAAGAAACGCAUCCCUGAUACCAGAGUACACUGCUGCUUGUACUUCAUAUCUCCAACUGGACACACGCUUCGCCAGUUGGAUACUGAGUUCAUGAAACAUCUGAGCCGUGUGGUCAACAUCAUUCCUAUCAUUGCCAAGUCAGACACACUUACUCUUGAUGAGAAAACUGAAUUUAAACAGAGGGUGAGGAAGGAGCUGGAAGCGUGUGGGAUUGAGUGUUAUCCACAGAAGGAGUUUGAUGAAGACAUGGAGGAUAAGAGUGAUAAUGAUAAGAUCAGGGAGGCAAUGCCCUUUGCCGUGGUAGGAAGUGAUAAAGAGUACCAGGCCAAUGGCAAACGAAUUUUGGGCAGGAAGACAGCCUGGGGAGUGGUAGAGGUUGAAAACCCAAAUCACUGCGAAUUCUCCUUACUUCGUGAUUUCAUGAUUAGGUCUCACCUCCAGGACCUGAAGGAGGUCACUCAUAACAUCCACUACGAGACGUACCGUGCCAAGAGGCUCAAUGAUAAUGGAGGUCUACAUCCCAUCUCCUCCUAUGGCCAAGACACACAAGAAAGCAACCUGUGAGGAAACAAAUGAGCGGCAUAAGGAUGUGAGAGAAAACGAAGAUUCAUCUUGUAACAAUUCAGCUGUGCAUGCUCAGAAGAUUUCAUCGCUGUUGAGGAUUUGUCUUUUUACUCCUUUUAACUCUUUGUGGAACUUGUCAUCAUCUCUUGUUGCACAACCUUAGAAAAUUAGAAAAAGCCUUCCCCAGUUGCUCAUUCUGCGGACUUUAGUGAGUGAGUUUGCUUGUGAUAAUCUUGUUCAGGUCUAAUAUGAUGGUAAAUAGAGUUGUGCUAUAGCAUUUGGAAUUGGAAAUUGCCCAGUGUUGGCACAUCACUUGCUCUGUCCUUUACUGGAACCUCUGUUAGUCAGAUUUGAGCAGUUUUAUAUUGUUAGAAGGGGGAUUGCACUGCCACUGGUCUGCAGCUCAAUGGGCCUUAUUUAUUAAAACAUUUAGCACACUUUUUGCCAAUUAAACAUACUCAAGUUAUGUGUAAGCCUACUAAAUUUUAACACGCAAGUGUUUUAAUAAGUAUUUAAUUUCUUUGGCCCUAUAAGAGUACAGCAGUGUUUCUUUAAGAACAUUAGAUUCUCUAGUACUAACUUUUUACCAUUGCUGUGUAUCUCUGCCAAAACAAGUCUCAGAGGACUCUAAAGUGACCACUGAAGCAUAUUCCUACAGAUCAUUCCAAACAGGUACAACAGUUUAAAUGCAUGCCAGGAUUUAGUGGCUAAUGUGUUUAAAUAAACUUCAGGUGGAAACUGAAAGAACACUGAUUAAAAAAUGUUUUUCUUCAAGCACAUUUUGUAUGGACACCCCAUGUUUGUGUGAAUGAGUAUAAAAAUUACAAAGCUUUCUCAAAGUUUUGCAUAUGGUAACAGUGAUUUCUGUCUUCAUAUGUGAUGGAAUUUUUAUUUUCAUUUCCCAUGUGUGCCAAUAUUUCCAAUUGUGUGUAUAUGUGUAAUUACUUCUACAUUCCAUCUCACAAUAUCACUUCACAGAACAUUAUAUAUGUAGGAAGUCUACAGAUACAUACUGAUCCUAAAUCAGUUCAUCUUUUUCAUAUCACAUUCAAUUAAUGCUGGUGUGGAAUAAUAAAACACCUUUGAACAAUAAUUACGAAACGUUAUUUAUAUUGUAUUUAUGUUUUAUUUAGUAUGAUACUUAUUUUUAAUUUAAUAAACAUGUUUGCAAUAA